AUGGGGCGGCAGGAGGUUGAAGCAAAUCAGCAACCCGCAGUUCUAAGCACGGAACAACUUAGCUCCGGGAAUCCCCGUGUUAUCGCUUAUCGUCCGUCCUCCACGCGACUUUCUUCUCGUCCCUUGUCCUCGUCCCAACCAGUCCACGACUCCACGAUGGCCACCGACGAGGCUAUGGAGGACGUGCAGAUGGGCGCGAAGAGGCCUUUGAUUGACAUGGAAUCCCUGAAGCGCAAGAAGUUCAAGGCCGAUGACCUCCCGAUUUCUGCUACGCAACAUGCGGCCAUCGAUAAACUCCUACACUCAUUUAAGAAGAAGGGCGGAUUUGACAGCAUUCGGAAACAAAUAUGGGCUGAAUUCAACGAUGGGGACCGGAAGACCAACUUCACGAACCAAUUGAUCGCAUUAGCAGAAUCGGAGAUCGAGCGCGAACCUGCACACCUUUCCCGCGAGAGGGGCAAGGCCGCGACACUUAUUGAAGGUGCCGUCGAUCGAAGCGACGUCUACAAGAAUGUCGAGGAUUCGAUAGAUCAACUAGCGUCCAAGCAUCUACAGACUAUUCUGGAUUCGGUCCGCGCGAUUCGUCGUGAAGAGAUCGGAGAAGAGGCAGCUUCCAAAGAAGAGAUCUCUGGCAGCAAAACAGACGAGGACUAUGAAGCUUUUGUUAAAGUGAAGCGAGAUGAGCGAGAGAAGAUAUGGCGCGAAGAAAUGCGCAAACAGAAAGAACUCGAGGAUGAACAAAAGCGCCUCAAGGAGGAGGAACAACGGAAGAAGCGUGAAUUGGAGCGACAGAGAGAAGAGGAAGAGAGGGCCAGGAGGAAAGAGAUUGAUGACAAACGACGGGCCGAACGUGAGCGCAUGCGUGAGGAACAACGGGCACUCGACGAGCAACGAGAUCGAGAGCGAGAGGAGCGAUACGAACGAAGAAGACGAGAGGAUCGAGAUAGGUAUCGCGACUGGGAUCGUGACCGUCUCCUCGAUCGCUCCCCCGCUUAUCGGUCCGAUCGUGGACUUUCACCUCGCAGCCGGGACCCGAAACGAGAGAAAUCCACUGCGUCCAAAGACCCAACUCCUGCGCCAAUACUCCCUGCUGUGGAUGAAAAGUCACUGGAAGAGGCUGCAUUGCAAAUGCUCUUGAAAGAAGGUGAAGAACUUGCUGCUAAAGCUCGGCAAAAGCGGGAGUUCGAUUUCGAGGAGGCCGAAGCUAUCGAGAACGGCCUCAAGCCGCCUUCUACUUCUGCGCCAGCCAAGAAUUCUACCGCCUCCACUAGAGCUCCCAGUCAAUCCAGGAACUCCAGAAGGGCUGACUCCACUAUCGGCCGCUCUGAUCGCACUCGAAAUCCCACUAGAGAUCGAAGUCGCAGCCGAAGCCGCUCUCGUCGACGACACACCUCACGUUAUGAUCCUGACCGUCGUCGGGAUCGCUCCCGGGAUGGUUCAGUGAGAUCUCGGGACCGUGACAUGGAGGAUCGCCGUGGCUACCGCGACUUCCGUGAUUUCCGCGAUGAGCGUAGCUAUCGGCCCGCGCGGCGCAGCCGUAGCCGAUCAGCCGGCAGAGAAGGGCGGGACAGAGAUCGUGAUCGCGAGCGCGAACGUGAAAGAGACCGCAGCGCGGACAGAGACAGACCUCGAGAUCGGGACCGUGACCGUGAUCGGAAGCGAUCUAGAUCUCGUGAACGAGACCACGACCGGCACCGACCCAAUCGUAGCCGCGAUAGAAGUCGAGAUCGGGAUCGUGGUGGUGACGAUUAUCGUCCUCGACGAGCUCGGUCUCCCUCCCGCCGACGCUCACGCUCGCGCUCUCGCCACCGACCUCGCAGCCGAGAUCGCCCCCGUUCACGUUCACGAUCCGCUGCUCCUAGACGGCGCUCUCGUUCCAAGUCAAACAUGCGACGAAGGUCACGAUCUCGUCGCCGAUCCCCCCCACGACGGGCCUCUCCCGGCUCUUUGGACAUCGACCGUUAUGUGCCUGUGACAAGCACCCGCAGCAGAUCUCCUAGACGCCGAGUCCGAUCUCAGGAGCGAGACCGUGACCGAGGGAUGGGUGAUAUUGAUCGAUACAUCCCUGGUUCCGAACGGGCAAAAGAUUCCACAGGCAACCAUGGAGAGGCCGAAGCCGCGCCCCCAGUGGAGUCAGCCAAGGAUACAGAUGAUCGCAGGACUCGUCGCCGCAGUCGCAGUCGUCGAAGAAGUCGAAGCCGACGACGAAGCCCUAGUUGGCGAAGGAGUCGCAGUCGCAGACGGAGUCGAAGCCGGUAG
Molecule: messenger RNA, 2259 nt
Organism: Penicillium subrubescens
Lineage: Eukaryota; Fungi; Ascomycota; Eurotiomycetes; Eurotiales; Aspergillaceae
Product: BOD1/SHG1 domain-containing protein
Exons: 2
Coding region: 1-2259 (752 amino acids)
Source: RefSeq, a predicted model, not a curated record